Sclerotinia sclerotiorum 1980 UF-70 is the source of this 252-nucleotide messenger RNA. RefSeq lists its product as hypothetical. The transcript has a single exon. The record is from RefSeq and is a predicted model, not a curated record. NCBI's taxonomy places the organism in Eukaryota, Fungi, Ascomycota, Leotiomycetes, Helotiales, Sclerotiniaceae. The coding region runs from base 1 to 252 and encodes 83 amino acids.
AUGCAACCGCUAUCUUCAAUGGUGGUGUCUACAAUCACUCUAACGCCGCUCACAACCUUCUUUCAACUAUGCGUGUCGGUGUUUUACGUGGUGGAUGUGAAGUUGAGAUUUGGAAGCGUGCUCAACGUGAAAACAAAGAUAUUUCUUUUGUCAGCGAUACAGCAGGUCAAAAGAUUAUCCGAGCUGGUAGUCAGGUUACCCGCAUCGCGGAACCUGUUCCAUCGGCUGAUGCUGCAUAAGCAUUUUCAUUAA